Messenger RNA from Somion occarium, 1246 nucleotides. The record is from the annotation of a GenBank genome assembly. Lineage: Eukaryota; Fungi; Basidiomycota; Agaricomycetes; Polyporales; Cerrenaceae.
GAGCGCUUGAGCCUUCAUUCGUGUCUCCAUUGUGUCUUCACGCUUUCAAGUACAUUCGGCCUUCUCCAGCUAGCUUUCUUACAUUUUUAUCGCUGUUGUCUCGCCUACAAGUCUUGCUGCAGCUACCAUGUCGAACUACGACUCAUUGCAUAGGCAAUGCCGGACCUUGGAAUCCCUAUUCGACUCUAAGCUGACCGCAUAUUCUCGUCUUGCAUCAACAAUCACUCGGAAUCAAGACGACAUUGAGGCUAGCGGGUCAGGAGAACGUUGGAAGGAUAUUGAAGCAGAAGUAGACGAGCUCUUGCAGAAGCUAGGAGAGAUAAAUGACCAAUUGUCCGGACUUUCCAGUGAUCCAGACCAGCCACCGUCGCAGUCUAUGCUUCGUGCUGUUCAGCGACAUAGAGAUGUGUAUCAGGAUUAUGUACGAGAACUUCGGAGGACGAAGACGAAUGUACAACAUGCACUCGACCAGGCGAAUCUUCUAAGCGGUGUACGGAAUGACAUUGAUGCGUAUAAGUCAUCAGCGGCCGAUGCAUUACUCUCGGAAAGAGGGCAUAUCGAUAACUCUCAUCAAAUGACGGAUGAUAUGCUUGCCCAAGCGUAUGAGACUCGAGCAGAGUUCGGUCGUCAGAGGUCAACGAUUUCUGGUAUCAAUUCUCGGAUGGCUGGAGUACUGAAUUCCAUGCCUGGAAUCAACAACCUGGUAUCCAUGAUCAAAUCCCGACGGCGAAGGGACUCGAUCAUCAUUGGUGUUAUUAUCGGACUGUGUCUCAUUCUACUUCUCACAUACAUAUUCUAGCUUUGUUGUGUAUCUGUGGGGCACUUCACAUAUUCUUAUACGCACGGACUCUUAGGGCUUUAUAGUAUACCACCUUUCAUAUGUACUUCUUCAGAACUCUGAGUCGCUCUCGUCAGUAUCCAACUCCAGUUGCCGUCGGUCUCGUUUCCUCUUCACUGGAAUGUGAUCCGCAAUCUGGAACCGCUUCCAAUUCUCUUCUAGCCGCUUCACCACACCCCAUUGUUCCACAUUAGUGUCCUGAUCGGUGUAUGUCCAUUCGUCUUCUAUCCUCCAUUUCUUGACUUCGGCAAUGCGAGGAUGCGAUGAGGCGCGCAUGCGGCUAUGAGAUCUCGAUGAGCGGGCGAACGAGAAUUGAUCACCGUGGAGAGGGAUAGAUAGACAUUAGCAUGCUUCUUCUGUACGAGGAUGUCAUGUUAGUUUCGAUCAACAGAGGCAGCGUUAAGUCAU